GGCAGGGCGGGGGGUGUGUGCACGCUCGAGCUUUCGGGCCACAGCCACCGCCGCGCUAGCUAGAAGCGCCCUAGCCCGGCAAGCUGGCUCACCCGCUGGCCACCCAGCACAGCCCGCUGGCCCCUCUCCUGCAGCCCAUCUGGCGGAGCGGCGGCGGCGGCGGCGGAGGCAGGAGGAUGGCUUCAGAACUGGCAAUGAACAAUUCCGACCUGCCCACCAGUCCCCUGGCCAUGGAAUAUGUUAAUGACUUCGAUCUGAUGAAGUUUGAAGUGAAAAAGGAACCGGUGGAGACCGACCGCAUCAUCAGCCAGUGCGGCCGUCUCAUCGCCGGGGGCUCGCUGUCCUCCACCCCCAUGAGCACGCCCUGCAGCUCGGUGCCCCCGUCCCCCAGCUUCUCGGCGCCCAGCCCAGGCUCGGGCAGUGAACAGAAGGCGCACCUGGAAGACUACUACUGGAUGACCGGCUACCCGCAGCAGCUCAACCCGGAGGCGCUGGGCUUCAGCCCGGAGGACGCGGUCGAGGCUCUCAUCAGCAACAGCCACCAGCUCCAGGGUGGCUUCGAUGGCUAUGCGCGGGGAGCGCAGCAGCUGGCCGCGGCAGCAGGAGCCGGUGCCGGAGCCUCCCUGGGCAGCAGCGGAGAGGAGAUGGGCCCCGCCGCCGCCGUGGUGUCCGCCGUGAUCGCAGCGGCCGCUGCGCAGAGCGGCGCAGCACCACACUACCAUCACCACCACCACCACGCCGCGGGGCACCACCACCACCCGACGGCCGGCGCCCCGGGAGCCGCAGGCGGCGCGUCCGCCUCUGCGGGCGGCGCUGGUGGCGCAGGCGGCGGUGGCCCGGCCAGCGCCGGGGGCGGUGGCGGCGGCGGCGGCGGCGGGGGCGCGGCGGGGGCGGGGGGCGCCCUGCACCCGCACCAUGCCGCCGGCGGCCUGCACUUCGAUGACCGCUUCUCGGACGAGCAGUUGGUGACCAUGUCGGUGCGCGAGUUGAACCGGCAGCUGCGCGGGGUCAGCAAGGAGGAGGUGAUCCGACUGAAGCAGAAGAGGCGGACCCUGAAAAACCGCGGCUAUGCCCAGUCCUGCCGCUUCAAGAGGGUGCAGCAGAGACACGUCCUGGAGUCCGAGAAGAACCAGCUGCUGCAGCAGGUCGACCACCUCAAGCAGGAGAUCUCCAGGCUGGUGCGCGAAAGGGACGCCUACAAGGAGAAAUACGAGAAGUUGGUGAGCAGCGGGUUCCGAGAAAACGGCUCGAGCAGCGACAACCCGUCCUCUCCCGAAUUUUUCAUGUGAGUGUGACACGCGAUCCCAGCUAGCCACCUUGUUAAAUGCUCCGUGGGGGUCCGGCUCCUGAGUGGGCUUGCUAGUUGCAGGACCACGCUCGCCACCACCUCGCCCCCUCCCCUGGCGAGUUUGCUCCCCUUGGCCCUACACACAGACACACACACACACACACACACACACACACACACACACACACACCAAGCUUGUGGUGGUGGUGGUGGUGGUGGCUCUUUUGAAUUGGGGAGGGUAGGGGUGUCUGGCUCAUGGAUUGCCAACCUGAAUUCCCCAUAACUUGCUAGCUUGGUUGUUUUGUUCUUUUUUUUUUUUUUUUUUUUUUUUUAAUUCUUUUUACACCACCCGCCCCCCACACACCCCGGACUUGCACAAGGGUCAAAGAUCUGAGCAAAGAAUUUCAUGUAGGACAUGGCUCACCUUUGAAUCCAGCCAUCAAUCGCCUGUAUUUUUUUUCUUCUUUUUCAGUUCAUGAACUGGUAUUCAUUCUCAGUGUGUGUGUGUGUGUUUAUUUUGUUUGGAUUUUCUUUUUCUUU
Acomys russatus (golden spiny mouse) is the source of this 1828-nucleotide messenger RNA. It is a transcript of the gene Maf, whose product is annotated as MAF bZIP transcription factor. Gene Ontology annotation, molecular function: DNA-binding transcription factor activity, RNA polymerase II-specific; RNA polymerase II cis-regulatory region sequence-specific DNA binding. Gene Ontology annotation, biological process: lens fiber cell differentiation; regulation of transcription by RNA polymerase II. Lineage: Eukaryota; Metazoa; Chordata; Mammalia; Rodentia; Muridae. The record is from RefSeq and is a predicted model, not a curated record. The transcript has a single exon. Bases 177 to 1289 code for a protein of 370 amino acids. Gene Ontology annotation, cellular component: nucleus.